Oryza brachyantha (malo sina) is the source of this 1819-nucleotide messenger RNA. RefSeq names its product lecithin-cholesterol acyltransferase-like 1. The transcript is spliced from 2 exons. The record is from RefSeq and is a predicted model, not a curated record. Lineage: Eukaryota; Viridiplantae; Streptophyta; Magnoliopsida; Poales; Poaceae. Gene Ontology annotation, biological process: lipid metabolic process. Bases 200 to 1603 code for a protein of 467 amino acids.
UGUGAGUACCUGCUGCUGGAAGGACGACGUAACCACCACCGUCUCCUCCGGUUGCCAUUUUUUUAGCGGCUCCCAGCGAUCCAGGUCGGUCUCAGUCGGAUGCAGCUUCACCACACGAAAGCAAGAGAAAAGAGUCACCCAAAUCCAUAGCAGCACAAGAGACAACCAGAGCCGGAUCGAUCACAGGACAGGAGGCGUCAUGGGGAGGAGUGGGGCUGAGCCUGAGGCAUCAUCGGUGGCUCGUGCGGCCGUGGUCGCGCUCGUGCUGCUCGCGGCCAUGCUGUCGCCGUGCUGCUGCUGCGCGUCGGCGGCGAGGGUUGGCGGCGUGGGGCGGCGGCGGGAGCGGCGGCUGCAGCUGCACCCGGUCAUCCUGAUCCCCGGCGCCGGCGGGAACCAGCUGGAGGCGCGGCUGACGGAGGAGUACAGCCCGUCGAGCUUCGCGUGCCGGGUGUGGCCCGUGGUGCGGGGCCGCGGCGGCUGGUUCCGCCUGUGGUUCGACCUGUCCGUCGUGGUGGCGCCGCUCACCCGCUGCUUCGCCGACCGGAUGACGCUCCACUACGACCGGGCCGCCGACGACUACCGCAACACCCCCGGCGUCGAGACCAGGGUCUCCGACUUCGGCUCCACCUCCACCCUCCGCUACCUCGACCCCAACCUCAAGCUACUGACGGGGUACAUGAACGUGCUGGCGAGCACGCUGGAGAAGGAGGCCGGGUACGAGGAGGGGUUCGACCUGUUCGGCGCGCCGUACGACUUCCGGUACGGGCUGGCCGGGCCGGGGCACCCAUCGCGGGUGGGCAGCGCGUUCCUGCAGCGGCUGAGGAAGCUGGUGGAGUCGGCGUGCGCGGCCAAUGGCGGCAGGCCGGCGAUCCUCGUGGCGCACAGCCUGGGCGGUCUGUACGCGCUGCAGCUGCUGGCGCGCAGCCCGCCGGCGUGGCGCGCGGAGCACGUGAGGCGGCUGGUGACGCUGUCCGCGCCGUGGGGCGGGUCGGUGCAGGAGAUGCUCACCUUCGCCUCCGGCAACACCCUCGGCGUGCCGUUCGUCGACGCGUCGCUCAUCCGCGACGAGCAGCGGUCCGCCGAGAGCAACCUCUGGCUGCUCCCGGCGCCACGGGUGUUCGGCAACACCACGCUGGUGGAGUCGCGCUACCACAACCGGUCCUACUCCGCCAAGAACAUGACGCAGUUCCUGCGGGACAUCGGGUUCGCCGAGGGGGUGGAGCCCUACCGCGAGCGGAUCCGGCCGCUCGUCGAGGCCCUGCCGGAGCCCGGCGUGCCGGUGACGUGCCUCGUCGGCACCGGCGUCGACACCGUGGAGAGCCUCGUGUACGGGGAGGAAGGCUUCGAGGCCGGCCCCGAGAAGGUGGUGUACGGCGACGGCGACGGGACGGUCAACCUCGCCAGCCUCGUCGGCCCGAUCAAGGCGUGGUCGGGCUCGCCGGAGCAGGUGGUGGAGGUGGUCGAGCUGCCCAAGGUGUCGCACUCCGGCAUCCUCAACGACAAGAACGCGCUCGACCAGAUCUUGAGGGUCAUCGACGCCAUCAAUCUGAACGCCACGAGCCCCUCUAUCCAUCGAUCGUCUCAGGAUGUUUUGUACAAGUAGAUUACUCGCUUGAAAUUUGCUUCUUUAAAUCGUUGAGAAUUUGCUUGCUCAGCUAGCUAGUACUAGCUCGCUGGGGCUUGGAUUCAGGUGCAUGUUUUUUGCACGUUGACAAGCCAAUUAGCAGAAGCCACAAAUAAGAGAAAAUUAAAACAUGCUUGUUUAGUACUUACUUUGUAUCUUAGAGUAGUAUUUUAAUAGAUAAUAUUGUUUACUUUU